AGAAAAGUCCUUCGGCGACAGAAACUUGUUGCGUGUUACUUGAUUUCGGCUUGUUUUUUUUUUUUAUUGAAACAGGAUAAAGUUAACGUGAAUGUUUCAGUGCUGUGAAGGUCUCCAAGAACUGUGUCGUCGUGAACUGAUUCGCUCCGUGGGAAGCAGGAAGCUUCUUAAAAGGCUGCCACUUCCCCGAAACGUCAUCGAAUGGCUGAAAGAGUACGAGGAACCGGCUGCAUUCGACCCCAACAGUAGCUCCGACGAAGUGGUAUUUUCCAACAACAACGAAACCAUUACUUUCACUGGUAAUGGCUACAGCACAACUUUGAUUCUCACCCCCGAUGGCCGUGGUUAUACCUCAGGGAAACAUGAGUGGGUAUUUUACUUAAACAAUUGCCGAGGACAAGUGGCAGUUUGUCUUGUAACAGCAGAAUUUAAGAAGGCCAGAGCAUUCCGAACAAUCCCUGCCAUUGGCAGAAAAAUAGGUUGGGCUUACAAUCAAUUUGGCUUUCUAACCUUUGAUGUUCCCAUCUGGGAAGCUAUGGAUGGAAAGCGAAAUGAAAGCUACCAUACCUGGGAUAUGAUAGGAAUUAUUCUUGAUCUAGAUAAAGGAACCCUUGGUUUUAUGAAGAAUGGAAAGGAACAGGGGGUGGCAUUUUCAAAAGGGUUGCGUGGAAAAGAGGUAUUCCCAGGAGUUUGCUUAUGCUCUGGAAGGGAACAAGUCACCUUUGUAACCAGUAGAACCUAAGUGUGAAAGCUUUGUGCACUUUUGAAUCAGUGUUGUAACACCAACACAAAUAUAAUGGCAAUGGUUAAUCAGUACAAGGGAAUAUGGGAAAAGGAAAAAUUAAUGAUAAUAGUAAUUUAUCUAGUCUAGACACUUAAAGAGCUUUCAACUUUUAACUCUCAACAGUGAUUUAAAUGUAACUUCUCCCAAAAACAUCCAUAGAUACAAAUUAUCUUGCAAACAGGUAUCAAGAAUACUUAUACUUAUCAGGUAGAAAUGGUUUUCUUGAUCUAAUGCUGAAUUCUCAGAACUAAUCUAUGAGGAAAUGUGUAGCAGUUAGAGGGGAGAAUUAACUAUCUGAUCUUUGGAUUUAAAGGGUUAGGUUAUUGGAAAACUCAUGCAACCAAAUUACAUUUAUCAAUUGGUUUUAGUUCUGCAUCUUAUUAAGAAGGUAGAAAGAGCUUUCUUUAUUAAUUAGAGUAUAAUAAAGAAAAAUUUUAUGAUUCAACAGGUGACACAGAAGUCUUCUAGAUCUUGAUACACAGUUUACCUUUAGUUCACAAUCAACUACAAAAUUUUUUUCAAUUACCACAGUUUCCUUGACUUUUAGUGCGUCCCCUAAUGAGGCCUGAGAACAAGAGGCUAACAAAGCCAAUGAAGACCCAGAUUACUUCUGCAUAACCAUGUGGCGUGAAUUUUUGAUUAAAUGAUUUUGUGACCAAUUAAUUUCUGAAUUAGUAAAGAAAGGUAAGUAAACAAGUUAAAGAAGACUUCCAUUUGUGAAAUGAAGUGAACAAAACAAUGAUAUUUAUUGAUAGAGUAUGUCAAAUUUGACAGACCUUUUCACAAAUUAUGUUCUUUCAUCACAAGCAGUUUAAUUCAUAGAAUGAUUUGCUGACAUAGUGAUCGGGUGAAGCCAUUGACCCUAAGAGGUGAUUCACAUACAACUUCUCACUACAAUUGUAAUAAUUUAUCUUGCAAACUGGUAACGAGAAGAGACAAGCUUAUCUGCUGUAGGGUGUCAUCUUGAUUAAAUACCAAGUUCCCCUGUCUAAUAUACAAAGAAAUGUAUAGCAGCCAGUGGAGAGAAUUUCUUUGUGUAUCUUGAGAGUUGAGGGAUUAAGCAAAAGUAGGCAUUUGUUAGCCUCAACAAUAUUAUUCUUAUGGCUUCGAAAAAUUCAACAAAUAAUAGAAAAGAACAAUUGAAGUGUAAAAUAUCUUAAUCUUAACGAGAAUGAAAAAGUCUGCAAUGAAGAAAGAUUUAAAAUUUGCUCUUUCUAAAGAUGGUAUACAGUAUUUCUGUAACCAAUAAAUUAUUGUAUUGUUCCUUAAUUUUAAA
Molecule: messenger RNA, 2060 nt
Organism: Stylophora pistillata
Lineage: Eukaryota; Metazoa; Cnidaria; Anthozoa; Scleractinia; Pocilloporidae
Biological process (GO): proteasome-mediated ubiquitin-dependent protein catabolic process
Cellular component (GO): SCF ubiquitin ligase complex
Molecular function (GO): protein binding
Source: RefSeq, a predicted model, not a curated record